AUGCAGCCAGCAGAGGAUAGACCUCACGAACCACCCCUAUCAUCGACAGGCCACCCUCUCCCCCGACGAUCUUCACCAGAAAACUCCAUCACGCUGCGACACCACCAACUCGCCCACGAUGCCUCCAUGAAAGCAAACCGCGGCCCAGGUCCGCCGAAUCAAGGCGGCCAAGAUUCACCAUCGCCUCGUCGGGCUUCAUCGGGGGAGAGUCACGAAACUGGCCAGAGUGAUGCCAAGAAGUGGUUCAACCAGUCCAACCAAAAUCCAACGGCUACCUUUGACAGCAACGCCAUGGAUGUUGAUCCGCCAUUCUUCCAAAAAGAAUCAGACUCCUCCAACGAAGACAAGCCCUAUCAAUUUCAACCAGCCUUGCCUCGGCUCCAGUCUAAAGCCCGUAGUAGCAGUGCUGAUGACUACCGAAGCGUCAUCGACGAUCUCACCGUGGAGAUCCAAAAGUUGAAGGAAGAGUUGAAGCGCUACAGGCAGCACGGCCCUGAUAUGCUUCGGAAAGACAAACUAUUUGAAAUCAAGAUACAUGGGCUACCGAAGAGGAAAAAACGUGAACUGGAGGCCACGCUCCGAGACUUUACAGCGAGUUUGGGAGACUCGCCCGAUACCUCUUCGUCUCAGCGUAACAAAAAAUCGUCGAGGCAUGCCACGCGCGAUCGGAUGUAUGCUGGUUCAGGCUCAAAGUCACAGUCGAAGCAUGCUUCGUCGUCGUCUGGAUCGCAUACAAGACCAGUUGACUCUGCCUACGCGUCCAUGUCGACUGGUGCUGGCUCCUCUGGGACCUCGUUAAAUAGACCUCAAGGAGGCUCGCGGUUCAAGACGAACGACCAGAAAGUAGAGAACUACUUGCGCGAAAUCCCCGAGGGACUGUAUCCCCGUUUUGUCGCUAUGACAGAAAAAGAAAAAAAGAAACUAGUGGUCAGGCGUCUUGAGCAAAUAUUCACGGGGAAAAUCGGAGGCAAGCAUGUUCGUCGGAACCAGCCCCUUCGACCGCCUGCCAUAUCCACCAUCCCACCACCAGUACAGGCGAUAUCGGGCAAUCCGUCUCCCCAGAGGUCAUCUCUGGUGCAGCAGCCAAAGCCUGGCCUGACUGCCAAUACCAGUGGUAACUCCAAUCCUGCACUGGAACCUAUGCGCGAAGCUCGAAUUCUUCCCCAGGAACAUCAAUCCGGACAUACGGGGAAAAAGAGCAGAUCUCAAGACAUGGGCUCAGCGUCCAACUCUAACGAAGAUCAAACCGAAUCAGGGGGCAACGGCAACAGUAGUGGCAACGGCAACGGCAACGGCUCAGGGACGAAUACGUCGCCGCCUAUGCCGCCGCCUCCCGAGCAGCGACCCACGAGGCCCAGGGAUCUCGAUCCUGAUCGCGUCCAGAUCCCGUCCGAGAAUAUGGAGUACAUAAGGCAUUUGGGUCUUGUCCCUCCAGAGCUACUCUCCAGCCCUCCAGAACGGCUAAAUGACGACGUUCACCCUGACGAGGAGGGCUGGGUGUAUUUGAAUCUCCUCUGCAACAUGGCGCAAUUGCACAUUAUGAAUGUCACUCCGGACUUUGUACGGAAUGCCGUCGUAGACAUGAGCGCAAAGUUUCAGCUCUCGCCAGAUGGCCGAAAAAUAAGAUGGCGCGGUGGUACAGACGGCACCAAAUUCAGUAGCGAUAGUUCAGGCGACCAUUCUCAGCGGAGCCCAGAAACGGAUGACACGGACACAAAAGCCGACCACCACAAGAGACAGAAGACCGGUUACUCAACCGGAGAUUCUGGGAGCUCAGGCAAUAACUUAUCCAAAUUUGGACCACAAGUUUCGGCCUCAUCCGAGAGCUUCCACUACAAACCUCUGUUCCUUCAUCAGCAGUCGCCCCAGGAGCAAUCGUCGAUGGAGGAUGGCACGCUAUCGUCUUUCGGUCCCAUCGAGGAGAGUAAUGCCGACUCGCGGUGGGGCCAGAGCGGCUCUGGUGCCUCAAAUCGUCGUAAACGUCGUCGCGAUGGUGCUAUCAUCUACUAUAGUGGUGCUCCGUUUUGUACCGACUUAUCUGGAGAUCCAGGAGAUAUAUCGCCAACAACGUACAUGCUAUCGAGCGGUAGGGAGCGGUUGGACCCUCAGGUGCAGUUUGUCCGGCCGAUACCCUUUCGAUCGGGAUCAGGAUCUUCGAUGACUAGGCGGCCGUUGAGUGAUGCUAAUCUUGACCUUGGUUCCGUACCCAAAUUGGAUGUCAGCGAUGAGGUUGGCGUGCCCGAACUGGUAACUGACUCAGGAGAUGAAUCUAGUGACCUCAGCAUGGAGUUUCCUUGGAGUGAUGCACAACAAAUACUUGAAGUUCGCCCCCUUGAACCAUGUGGUCUGGGUGGUGUGCUGCCAGAGGAUCACUUCAUGGUGGUGGUUACGACCAGGCGAUCGAAGCUUGAUGCAUAUGUCGGUCAGAGGAGUGUGGGUCAACCCAAGUUGUCCGAAGAAACGACAGAUCACAUCAUCAAUCGGCUAGCCACAAUGUCAACUUCGUCGCCUCGCUUGUCUGUUCGCCGACUGCCGAAGAUGGAUGAUCCGUCGAAAGUCAAGAUUGAAUACCUUUCGGGCCGCAUCAAGCGCCUGAAUCCAGUACCACUUCCUCCGCCUGUCAUAUUUUUCCCACCUUUUAGUGCAGGAUCGUGGUCGGAGGACGAGUUUGGAUCCGAUGGAGAUGAUGAAUUCAAUUCCUCAGAAGGACUUAUGAGCCGACGAGCAAACCCGCAUGAGUCGGAUGAUUAUCCCGACGGUGUAGACUUGAGCAGUGGCGAUGAAGAUGGAGAAGAGCCCGAUGACGAUAUUGACAUGACGAGGAAUGAGGGGCGAGAUAGCAGCUUGGAUGACAUUUCACAGCAGGGACUUGGUCGGGUCCCACUCGGAUCACGGGGUAGCACCGAGGCAGUCCCAGGAACUAUUCGUGGAAGAAGCAAAAGCGCUAGCGCCGAGGCAGUUCUCCGCGCAGGAGGCAGUUCUGCAGCCACUGCAGGAGGCGUCGAGAGCGAUUAUAGCAGCAGCUCCAAGAAGAGCGGCUGA
Molecule: messenger RNA, 3042 nt
Organism: Trichoderma harzianum CBS 226.95
Lineage: Eukaryota; Fungi; Ascomycota; Sordariomycetes; Hypocreales; Hypocreaceae
Exons: 2
Coding region: 1-3042 (1013 amino acids)
Biological process (GO): regulation of DNA-templated transcription; circadian rhythm
Cellular component (GO): cytoplasm; nucleus
Source: RefSeq, a predicted model, not a curated record